AUGUUUGGAUCCGCCAAACCAUCUUCUUCCACCACCACCGCUGCUGGUCCUCCCGCCUGGCUGUUCAGCAACAACUCCACGAUCCCCGAUCCCGCAGGCGCGCAACCCGAGUCUUCCUCAUCCACAAUGGCCAAGAAAACCAAGACCGUCUCCAAGAAGGAGUCGCCUCCUGCGCCCCCGGCUCAGUUGAUGGACCUGGUCGAGUCCUUCCUGUCUGACCAGGGCUUCGACCAGGCCCACCACGAGUUCAAGAAGCACCGCGCCGACAAGGGUUGGAAGGCCCAGGAUGGCAAGAAGAAGGCCAAGAAGGAGCACCACUCGCUCGUCAGUGUCUUCCAGACUUGGGAGACCUUCUCCAGCAAGGACGGCACCCCGAAGGCCGAUGCAUUGAAGGUCACCAAAGUGAGCAGCAGCAGUAGCAGCAGUGACAGCGACUCGAGCUCCGACAGCAGCGACGAUGACGAUAUCGACAUGGCUGAUGCCCCUGCUGCCGACGACUCUUCCUCUAGCUCGAGCUCGAGCUCAAGCUCCGACAGCGAUAGUGACAGCGACAGCGACAGCGACGAUGGCAAAGCCGUCAAGCCUGCCGCCGCCGCUCCUGCUGCCUCCAACCUCCGCAAGCGCAAGGCCGAGUCCGAUAGUGACAGUUCUUCCUCGUCGGACUCUGAUUCCGAAUCCAGCUCCAGCUCCAGCUCCAGCUCGGAGGACGAGAAGCCGAAGGCAAAGAAGAUCGCGAAGCCCAAGGCUAAGAAGGCCAAGACUGCCCCGGCUCCCUCUGAGAGCGACUCUUCGUCCUCGUCCUCAUCCGACUCGGAUUCUUCAGACUCCUCGGACGACGAAGCCCCCGCCAAGCCUGUGAAGAAGUCUGCAAAGGCUACCAAGGCCCCUGCUGCAGAUGACAGCUCGUCUUCUGAUUCGGAUUCCUCCUCUUCGUCGUCUGACUCUGAUUCUUCCUCCGACUCCGAGUCCGAGGAUGACAAGGCUGCUAAGGUUCCUCUGCCAGAGUCUGACUCAGACUCUAGCUCCUCCAGCAGCGAUUCGGAUUCUGACUCCGACGAUGAGAAGCCCAAUGCCAAAGCGAAGGACACCGCUCUGAACGGCGCCGGAUCCGACACUUCCGCUACUCUUGGCAAGACCUCCCCGGAAGUCUUCCCGGUUUCCACAUUUGCCCCUCUUCCACCGGACCCGAAACUCAACAACCGUGGCAAGAACGGUGGUGUCAAGAAACCCCAGAACGAACCCUUCUCGCGCAUUAAGAAGGAUGUCGUCAUCGACCCGAGACUGUCAUCGAACGCUUACGUUGAGCACGGAUACGGUCAGAAGGCCCACGAGGAUCUCAUUGUGACCAGAGGAAAGGGCUUCACCAAGGAGAAGAACAAGAAGAAGCGCGGCGCGUACAAGGGAGGCCCGCUCGACACCAAUGUCAGCCGAAGCAUCAAGGGGAACUCGUCGGGCAUGUCAUCGGCUGUGACUACUCCGCCCAACCCGAAGCCUGGCAGGUCGUUGACCAAGCCGUCGUCGAUCGGGGCAAAGUCGAUUCUCAAAUCCUCACCUGCAAGCGGUGGCAAGAACACGCCCGUCACGCCCACCGGCCGCAAGGCAUCAGGAGGACAGUGGCAGAAGAACAAACAUGUGCAUUUUAGCCAGUAG
This is a messenger RNA of Neoarthrinium moseri, 1650 nucleotides long. RefSeq lists its product as uncharacterized. Gene Ontology annotation, cellular component: nucleoplasm; nucleolus. Bases 1 to 1650 code for a protein of 549 amino acids. NCBI's taxonomy places the organism in Eukaryota, Fungi, Ascomycota, Sordariomycetes, Amphisphaeriales, Apiosporaceae. The transcript is spliced from 2 exons. The record is from RefSeq and is a predicted model, not a curated record.